AUGACGAGAAUGUGUGACCUUCCAGGGGAUUUGGUAGAGGAGAUAUUCUCUAGAGUUCCAUUGAAAUCUCUGAGUGUAGCACGAUAUACUUGUAAAGCAUGGAACGAUUUAUCAAGAAAUCAGAUAAUUGAGAAAACAAGGAAACAGCAUCUUGGGUUCAUGGUGAUGGAUUCUAGGAUUUAUUCAAUGAAAUUUGAUAUCCAAGGACUCCGCAGCAACGACGGCAAGGAAGACUCUGUAAUUGGUCCAUGUAUAAAGCGAGCAAAUAUACUCAACCAAGUUGAGGUAUUUAACGUCUUUCAUUGGGAUGGCUUAUUGUUCUGCGUCAUCAAAGACAACAGGUGGCGCGUGGUUUGGAAUCCGUAUUUAGAGCAAACCAGGUGGAUCCAACCCAUACACAAGUACCACAAAUUUCACAGAUCAGACAUGUUUGCUUUCGGAUACAACGACAACGAUAACAAUAAUAACCACCUCGAUCUCUUUUUCGAACUCUAUGAUUUUAACUCUGAUUCAUGGAGGACUCUUGAUGUCAAUCCUGACUGUGAUAUCAAAAGAGGCGUGUCCUUGAAGGGAAAUACUUACUUCUUUGCUCAGGAACCAAAAAAAUUCAAGAAACCGUCACGUCCAAGUUACGUUGAAGUGUUUUUACUCUGUUUCGAUUUCACAGCAGAGAGAUUUGUACCGGGCCGCCUUCCUUUGCCCUUUCACUCUUGCAUGUGUGGUUUAGAAGAUGUGACUCUAUCUUGUGUUAGAGAAGAGCACCUCGCUGUCUUAAAACAACGCUCCAAUUCAGGAAUGGAGAUAUGGAUGACAACUAAGAUUGAACCUAAUGUGAUAACAUGGAACCAUUUUUUGAGAGUGGAGCGCGAUACUUUGCCGGAGAGAGGUCACUUUUGGAGCUUCUUCAUUGACGUAGAGAAGAAAGUCGCUAUGGUUUUCAAUUCCAUCGGAUCUCAAUGGUUGGAGAGAUAUGCAGCUUACAUUGUUGGAGAAGAGGAAUAUCUCAUAUCUGUGAAAUUCGGAGAAUUACCUCCGGAUUCUUUUUGGUGCAACUUCGACGAAUCAACCAACGGGGCAAAAGGAAAGAAAGAGAUUAUUAAGUAG
Molecule: messenger RNA, 1104 nt
Organism: Camelina sativa (false flax)
Lineage: Eukaryota; Viridiplantae; Streptophyta; Magnoliopsida; Brassicales; Brassicaceae
Product: F-box protein At1g66490-like
Molecular function (GO): protein binding
Source: RefSeq, a predicted model, not a curated record